AUGAAAGUGUGCAUUAGGCUUGGAAAAUUUGAAGUUGUGGAGAGUGUUUAUGACUGGUUUAGACAAUCUGGGCAUGAUCCAAGUGUUGUUAUGUACACAACUCUGAUUCAUAGCCGCUAUUCAGAGAAGAAAUACAGGGAGGCCUUGGCUGUGGUUUGGGAAAUGGAGGCUUCAAAUUGUUCCUUUGAUUUUCCAGCUUAUCGUGUGGCAGUAAAGCUUUUUGUUGCUCUGAAUGAUCUUCCAAGGGCUGUAAGAUAUAUUUCCAAGCUUAAGGAAGCAGGUUUCUCUCCGACAUAUGAUGUCUACCGGGACUUGAUUAAAAUGUACAUGGUUUCUGGGAGGCUGGCAAAGUGUAGGGAUGUAUGCAAUGAGGUAGAGAUAGCAGGAUUCAAGUUAGAUAAAGAAACAAUGUCACAGUUGUUGCAAUUAGAAAUGAAUACCAUCAGAAGCCAGACUUCAAAUCCCGUCUCCCCUUUUGAACUGAGUGAAGGUGGAGAAGUGAAUAAUGCUGAAAAUUCCAAGUCUCACAAUGAAGAUGGGAUUUCCGAGCCAUACGUAGGUAUGGAAUUUAAUUCUGAAGAGGCUGCCAAGACUUUCUGUGAUGGAUACGCCAGACGUUUGGGUUUUAGCCCUAAAGUUGGUCAAUCUAGUCGUUCUAAACCUGAUGGGCAACCAGUGCUCGGGAAUUUUUAUGUGGCAGAGAGGGUUUGA
Molecule: messenger RNA, 711 nt
Organism: Prunus armeniaca (apricot)
Lineage: Eukaryota; Viridiplantae; Streptophyta; Magnoliopsida; Rosales; Rosaceae
Source: the annotation of a GenBank genome assembly